AUGGAGAGGCAGGCAGUCAAGCUGGCCCAGAAGCGGAUGAACAAUGAAACACACAUGGUCAAGGCUGCUCGAAGAAAGAGGCUGGCCAGGGAAGCGCAGCUGGCGCAAGAGAAGCAGGCGGCAGAGCAAGCUGCCCGCGAAGAGAAGCUGGCUGAAGAAAAGCUGGAGGCGGAAAAGGCUGCCCGGGAAAAGAAGCUGGCUGAAGAAAAGAAGGAGGCAGAAGAGGCUGCCCGGGAAAAGAAGCUGGCUGAAGAAAAGAAG
Symbiodinium sp. CCMP2456 is the source of this 261-nucleotide messenger RNA. NCBI's taxonomy places the organism in Eukaryota, Dinophyceae, Suessiales, Symbiodiniaceae. The record is from the annotation of a GenBank genome assembly.